CAGAAAAGAGGGAGUCGCGCUCAAACAGUGAUCAUUGGGGAGCGCGCCGGGAUGCCGCGGUUCGCCGCCACGUCGUCCUGCCGUAGUCGCGCGCCGUGCCGGCCGCAGUCCGGCAACCGCCCCGAAGUGCACGUGCGUGCGCGCUGGGUUACCCGUGUGUGCGCGUGAGCCAUGGAGCUGCAACGACGUCGCAGCGGCGUGUCGCGACGCCGUCGAACCGCGUCGUCGCUGGACACUUGGGCAGCAACGUCGUCGUCGAGUGCGCCCCUGCCAGCCAUGGGCUGAUGCGUGCACAGCGCGAGGACACGGCGUGCCGCGUGUGUGUGUGUUGUUUUUCCGAGAGAAACAGCAAGUGAGCGAGAGAGAGAACCUUCGCUUUAUUUUUAUUUUUACUUGGUGGCUACAUCGACGACAACCUUCGUCUCCCGUGGUGGUGGGAAGACCGUGUAACAUCUCAUCAUCUGCCCAUAAGUUGCUACGGGCGCCACACACACCCCUCAUCGGCACUCGGAGUUCUUCAAGGACGGGAUCGACAUUUUUAGUGGUGACACCCCGUCGGGCGCUGUCGAGUUCCUCUUCCUCUUGGAGCCGUAGCGAAAAAAACCUGAGAACCAGAUCGACUUGAAACCGUCUUCUGCGCUACUUGUUUGGACACAGCCGCGCGAAACUUCCAAGAAAGCCGCUGCCAACCGUAACCGUCCCAGCUCAGCCGCAUCGUCGCGCACACUCGUGCGGCGUGCGCCCCAGCUCGGUGCCGUAAGCGCAGCGAGCGAUGAACGGCGGCGCCGGCCUCUACGAGGAGAGCCGCUCGAGCCUCGAGGCGCCCCAGCCGCUGCACAUCCCGGCCAAGCGGCUCGCGUACGGCCAGGCCGACUGCGCCGCCGACCCGAUGGCCGCCGGAGGCGUCAUCCGACAGUCGCCCUGGGCCUCGCCCUGGCCCGGCGCCGAGGCUGCCUUCGAGGCGCCGCACCACUACCAGCAAGGGGUACGCGACUCGGCCAGCUACUUCUACCCCGCGGCCGCCGACCGCAAGCCGUUCAACCUGUGGCCCGCGGCCGCCAAGGGCUACGAGCUGGGCCCGACGGCCGCCGCCGACGCGUGCCAGGCCUACUCGCAGGCCUGGUGCCCGUACCCGGCGGCGGCCGCGUACCCGGCGCCGCAGGCGGCCCGCGUCGUCGAGCCCAGCGCGGCCGCAGCCGCGUACCUCCAAGCGGCCGAAGAGCAGCAGCAGCAACAGCAGCAACAACACCGCGUGGUGCCUCCGCCGCCUCCACCGCCACCGCCGCACCCGGCGCCGCCGCCGCCGCCCCGCAGCGAUGCCUUCGCCGCGGCCUACUCGGACGGCUACGGCCUCAGGGCGGCCGCCGCGGCCGAGGCGCACGGACCGCCGCCGUACGUGCCCGUCAGCACCGAGAGUUACGGCAGACCAGGAAUCCGGUCACGGUACGGCGCGCAGUACGGGUUUGGCGCAUGCGCAGUGCCUGCUGUGAGCGAGUCGCUGACGGCCAACCCACUGGAGUGGACGGGCAACGUGACGGUGCGCAAGAAGCGUAAGCCUUACUCCAAGUUCCAGACGCUGGAACUGGAGAAGGAGUUUCUCUUCAACGCGUACGUGUCCAAGCAGAAGCGCUGGGAACUGGCGCGAAACCUCAACCUUACCGAACGCCAGGUGAAGAUCUGGUUCCAGAACCGCCGCAUGAAGAGCAAGAAGAACAGCCAGCGUCAGAACUCCGAGAACGCCGCCAACAGCCACCACAACGCCGCGGUCGUGGCGGCAAAGUAGCUGCUGGCCUGAGCAGACCUCCACCACCACCGCCACCUCAUCAUUCACAACCACCACUCCCUUUCUGCCGCACACGGAUGUCUACAGAGGGCGCGCGUUGCCUACCGCCGGCUACGCAGAGAAAACGGGGACGUCCGUUGUUGCCGCUCGAAGCCGAAGAACGUUGGCUGCCCAUCAAAAAUGAACGCAUUAAUUGGGGCAAAUAUCAGCGGACUUGGAUGAAUGCCUCAUUUGUAAGGAGCCUAGCUUUAGUGUGCAUAAAGCCUUCUUCGUUGUCAACAGCAUUACCUGUCUGCCAUCCAUUAUCGCUGGAGCUGCAGGAACUUCAUGCUGUCCUUAAAUGCGAUGAGCAGCAAAGUAAAUGCAUAUGUCUUAAUCGAAUCAUUCCCGGUGUAUGGUGCUCCGCUUCCUUGAUCGGUCUGUGCACAAAUCUCUACUCUCGAAA
This is a messenger RNA of Rhipicephalus sanguineus (brown dog tick), 2228 nucleotides long. Its product is annotated as homeobox protein Hox-B4. NCBI's taxonomy places the organism in Eukaryota, Metazoa, Arthropoda, Arachnida, Ixodida, Ixodidae. The record is from RefSeq and is a predicted model, not a curated record. Gene Ontology annotation, cellular component: nucleus. Bases 773 to 1783 code for a protein of 336 amino acids. The transcript has 4 exons. Gene Ontology annotation, biological process: regulation of transcription by RNA polymerase II. Gene Ontology annotation, molecular function: DNA-binding transcription factor activity, RNA polymerase II-specific; RNA polymerase II cis-regulatory region sequence-specific DNA binding.